AUGACGUCAACAAUGCUCUCCCGACCUGCAGCAAACAUUACGCCGCCAGAGAUUCUGCUGCAAAUCUUUUAUUUGCUUAAUCCGCGAGAUUUCGACAAUGCUCGGCGAACGUGUUCUCAAUGGAUGCGUGCCAGUCUCGAUAAGAACUUGCUGGAGAGCAUGCUGAAGCGGGCAGGAUGGUGGGACGCCUGGAAACAGGACUGCCACAAUUACCGCGUUGAUCCUUCCGCAAGCGAGCAGAGUCUGGUGUGGAGAAUGAGCAGGAGAUUUGCGACUGAAUGUAUCUUGUCUGGUCGCAAGUCUAAUGUGGAAAGAGCUGGCUUUUUAACAACGGGGGUCGUUGAUUUCUCUCGACUAUCUCAGGGACAGUCUCUCGUGAAACACCGGGUUUCUGCACCCCAUGCAGUUGCUGGCAGUGUCAUGAACCCUGAUUCGAGGCCUCUGGCCACGUCGAGAUUCCAUGUCAGCAAGUGUGCCAACUAUCUUCUCGUUACCUCCGGCCGCAUGAUAUACGUGUAUCAUCUACUCUCGCGGAAAUCUGGAAGCGAUGUGUCUACAACAAUGGACGUUUUGACAGAUUUGGAUAUUGCUCCAGUUACCAGCAUCAUCUGUCCUGUCGAGGUAAUAUCAGCUAGUAUCGACACCAGUACUCCGAAAAUUGUGAUUGCGGCAUUGCUACGUGACCGUUUGGGAUUUGUUUGUGACUUGAAUGCAUCAAAUGAACGUUCCUCUGCGCAACCAGAAGCCAUGCAAUCCUUGGAUCCAUCAUUUAUCCACUAUUUCCGCGAUGUCUGCUCCCCAGAAGAUCCUCCCCGGAGCGUCUCGAUCUGUCCGGGCCGUGGAUGCGUUGCUUUUGGCUCCGGUACUGGCAUUGAGCUGCAUUGGGUUGACGAGAAGACAAAAGAGAACCGGAGAAAGCGGUUUCCCAUGUCGCAACCAUCGGAGAUACUACACUUCCUUCCCCAACGGCCGGAAACAUCCAUGGAAAUGCGGCUCAUCUCAUCACUGGCUGGACCAGGGAUGCCAGGCUGCGAGUGCCACAAAGUGUCGUACGGGGAAAGGCGUGCCUCUUGCCAAUUUCACCUUCUGACUGACGUACAAUCCCUUACUCGAUGGACUCCUUCAAACAACGACAGUCUGAGUGUUGUGAGGGCAACCCAUUGUCACCAUUAUCGAGCUAUCCCAAUCAACGAUGGAUUGCAUAUCCUGUUCAUUGAGCCCCGCACAGGUCUACUUUGUAUCGGCUCUGACGCGCCUAUCGGUGGACCGACAAGCUUAACACAGGCACUUGUCUGUGUGCCACCGUUUGAGAAGGAUUGCCUUAAUGUUUCUAAGGAUGAUCUGGCUCCUACAGUCUUUGCUUCAGGAUGGAACCUGGACUGGGGAUUGCGCGUGGUCGCUGCGUAUGGCGAUCGGAUCGUACUAUACUCGGUACCUAUGGAUGUGUACAAUGUCAUCCGGAAAGAGCGUGAGAGACAAGGAGACGGUGUCAUGGGAGACAGUGAUCUAGCAAGGGACUUUUUCCUCGACAAUUCGCGGUCAGCAAAGCGACGGGACAGUCUUGUGCAAGACCAGAGCGGCGACUGGGAGUUCCUUCUCAGUGUCAGCUGGCGACCAACAGUGAUGAUGUGGCCGUUCAAGAUCUAUGGCAAGGAGAUUGCACGUAUAGAAAAUGUGGUCGAACUGGCUCUUCAGUCUGCCUCUGGAGGUGCGCGAGUCUGGGCCUUUGGUGCUAACGGUGAAACAAACAUCAUCGAUAUCGACACCUUUAGCUCAAGCAAUCAGCAGAGUUCUAGCAUUCCUUGCAAGUCAUUAACCGUUGAUGCUGAUGGCAAUAUCGCCUCGGCUCAAUGGGUGGACAGAACGGACUCCGGGUUGUUGACUUCAGAAUCCUCGAGCAAGCGCAAAUCAUCUGAUUCCCGGGAGGACUUUGGUGGUCAGCAGUCUGCCAUUUGUCGGUUACCGCGGUUCUUACAUGAGGGAUACGUGCCUACGAACAAUAUUCUACCCCCAGCGCUUCCCGGCGCUGCUGCACGCCGCCCAUCCUUUGCCGCGUGCAUCGUGGAUUUCAAGAUCCCCGAGCCGGGCCAGCGCGAGGUGGACGGUGCUUGUGCUUGA
Messenger RNA from Aspergillus fischeri NRRL 181, 2118 nucleotides. RefSeq names its product F-box protein. NCBI's taxonomy places the organism in Eukaryota, Fungi, Ascomycota, Eurotiomycetes, Eurotiales, Aspergillaceae. Bases 1 to 2118 code for a protein of 705 amino acids. The record is from RefSeq and is a predicted model, not a curated record. The transcript has a single exon. Gene Ontology annotation, molecular function: protein binding.